AUGGACGCGUCCACGCCCUGUGUCUCGUUCAUUGGAAUUGUGGACUUCACCGAGCAGGCUAAAUGGCUGUACCUGUCAGAAUCGGUCGUGGAUCUUCUUGGCUGGGAGCCCGCAGACCUCAUCGGGACUCCCUCCUUGAAUCUCGUACAUCCAGAUGAGUACGACCAAGUAAAGGCGAUGCACUACUCCACCAUCACCCAGGAUCGCGCCGCCGUGCUUGCUUAUUUGCGCAUGCGGCACAAGGACCCGUACAAGGGCUACGUCCUCUGCGCUAUCUCCCGCACGGUCGCCCAGAAUGUGCUUGUCGGCAGCGUGUCGUUCGCAUCGCCUGGUCCGAAGGCCAUGCACAACGCGUCGACCGCGCAGGAAGUCCGAAUUAUAACGCCAUACGCCAAAGACUUGGAUUUCCGGCGCUGGAACGACCCCAACCCCAUGCCGCCUUGCCGUGUGCCGAGCCCCAUCCGCGAGCUGUCGACAGGGCCUUCAGGCUCGUCCGACGGCUCGCGAACCCCAUCGCCCAGCCCGUCGGACGAGGCGCCGCCCCGCUUCGACCCGCUGCCGGAGCAGAGCGUGCGCACGGCGCUGAUUCUAGACCGCUUCAGCCGGAAUUGUAAGAUCCUGUACUGCUCGAACGACAGCCUGGUGAGCACGACGAAGGCGAUGGGGCGCGACUUCUUCGACUUUGUGAUACGCCGCGACGAGGAGAAGGUGCGCUCGUGGAUCGACGUCGUCAAGGGCUGGGGCGUCAACGAGCGCGGCCAGCCGAGCGACGGCGGGUUCGGGUUCGGCAAGUUCGCGGUGUGCGUGCAGGGGCGCGAUUCGAGCAUCCGCACGCCGGAGCCUGCACCUGCGCGGGGCCACCGUCAGAACGGACACAGCAGCCGCGCCAACGCGACUAACGACAAUCGCCCUGGCCGGCAUGAGCGCCGCGCCCAGGGCUCUUCCUCGCACAGUCCGACGCACAGCCGCCACCGCGGACGUGGGGAUCCGUCGGAACUCGUCGUGGACGCGAUAUUCUCCGCGCACUCCGACGGGCUCAUGGUCAUCCUCCGCAAGUCGUCCUCCUCGUAA
Messenger RNA from Postia placenta MAD-698-R-SB12, 1071 nucleotides. RefSeq lists its product as hypothetical. NCBI's taxonomy places the organism in Eukaryota, Fungi, Basidiomycota, Agaricomycetes, Polyporales, Adustoporiaceae. The record is from RefSeq and is a predicted model, not a curated record. Gene Ontology annotation, molecular function: protein binding. Bases 1 to 1071 code for a protein of 356 amino acids. The transcript is spliced from 7 exons.